Anopheles merus is the source of this 1433-nucleotide messenger RNA. RefSeq names its product odorant receptor Or2-like. Gene Ontology annotation, molecular function: olfactory receptor activity; odorant binding. The transcript is spliced from 5 exons. Gene Ontology annotation, biological process: sensory perception of smell; detection of chemical stimulus involved in sensory perception of smell. The record is from RefSeq and is a predicted model, not a curated record. Gene Ontology annotation, cellular component: plasma membrane. The coding region runs from base 162 to 1364 and encodes 400 amino acids. NCBI's taxonomy places the organism in Eukaryota, Metazoa, Arthropoda, Insecta, Diptera, Culicidae.
GAUACAUAUUUUAUCAUUCUCUUACCUUUUCUCCUACAGAUGUUUUAAUUGGCAGCAAUAUAAAAGGAGACUCAUCGUCGAUCGUCGGCACUCAUUCGUGAAUAGUAAAACAAUUUAAUCGCUCAGUGCCACAAAAAACAGCUUUAACAAUUGAAACAAAAAUGGACAUUACGACUAAGCAAGGUGAAUUUCCCCUGGUAAAACUCUCUACAAAGUUGUUAAGAAACAUUCGUUUUUGGAACGAUUCUCCGGGACAAAGGAUUCCUUCCUUCGGAUUGCUGGUUACUGCCACAUAUCCAAUAAUAUGGCUUAUCCCUAGCUGGUUGUUUCUUGUCAGCUCGCAGGAUAAUGUCACACAUUUCAUGAAGGCAGCUAACGAACAGAUAGUGUUCUCCCUUAUCUUCUGCAAAUUGUGCUUCUACGCAAUUCAUUUUCGUCGUUGGGAGAAGCUGUUUUACAAUCUGCAACGUUCGUUCAGCAGCGUUCUGAACAAUCCAAGUCUCGAGAUUCAAACCAUUUUGGGACACGUAACGAAAUCGACCCAUAAGCUCACUAAAUACUACUGUUCUACAGUAAGCUUCAACUGUGCUGCGUACGGCUUAUUUCCAAUGUUGUUCGUAGUGGUUAAAUAUGCCGUGACGGGUUCGUACGACGUACCGCUUUCAACACCGAUCGAGGCAAACUAUUUUAUCCCCGGCCUGCGUACAAACUUUUGGGUUUGGUUGCCAGUGAAUUUAACACUAAGCGCGAUGCUGGAGUUGCAUGGCUUUGCUUUGUUUUUCGUUGAAACCUUCACAUGGAAUCUUGUGUAUGCCACAUCCUGUAUGUUUCGAAUUCUGCAAAUCCUGGCCAACGAGCUUUCGCAUCAAAGUCGAAAUGAAAAGGAAUGGAACAUCAAACUUAAAACAUUCAUAGCUCUGCAUGAUUCUGUGCUAAGAUCGGCUGAAAUAUUGGAGGAAAUAUUGAGUUUACAGAUGUUAUUGCUUUACAUAUCCACCAUUUUGGCUCUGUGUCUGGGUAUGGUCGUGCUGUCUUUGGCUGUCAAUGAGGUGUAUGUGCUGUUGACUACCAUGGCCGUAUUCGGUUACUGUACGUUUCAAACCUUUUCCUUCUCUUAUCUCGGCACUGAGCUCAUUGAGCAAAGCGAAGCAGUAGCGGAUGCAAUUUUCCACAGCAAAUGGUACACGCAGAAGCUGAACAGACAGAAAGACAUGUGUUUCUUGAUGAUGCGAGCAAAUAAGCCGGUGAAAUUAACUGCCGCCAAGUUGUUCGUUGUAACACGUGACUCCUUCACCCAGGUGAUAAAACAGGCGUACACAAUCUUUACAUUGAUGUCACAGUUUUUGGACAACCCUGUGAAUUAAAAUAAAUUUAUUGUAGAAAAUUAUACAAUUGUGUAACCAAUCAAUUAUAAUUGACAGUGCUCUAAUAAA